AGUGAUUUGCUUGUUUCUGCAGCAGGCAUCACGUCUGUGUUUUUUUAAUUCGAUUUCUAUCCAUUGCUUGAAAAUAAAGUGAAACUAUUUUCCUUGAUUGAACAUUGGCAGUAAAAAGGAAUAAUAAACAAAAUGGCUAUCAGACUGCCAGGUCAUGUAAAUGUUCUCCUGCUGAUCUUUAUCUCCUUGUGGCAAGUACAUGCAACAGCACAAGAUGCAAGCAAGUUAUAUGUAUCAAGUUUAGCUCAAGUCAGAAGUUCCUGUGACAAAGAGAUAGAGUCACCAUCACUCACAUACCUGGUGGACACAACAGGCUCCAUGUCAGAUGACAUAAAGCAGCUGAAGUUGGUCAACAGACAGUUUCUGGAUCAAGUGGUGGCCAAAUUUCCUUGUCGUGUACGAGAUUAUACAAUGGUGGAAUUCAAUGAUCCAGAGGUUGGUCCCAGCAGAUCUACAAAGUCCAAAGAUGAGUUUGCUAUGUUCUUUGACAAAAUUAAUCCUAAUGGUGGUGGGGACUGUCCAGAGUUAUUCCUGCAAGGACUGAAGCUGGCUUUAGAAAUGUCACCACAGCACUCAUUUAUACUGGUCCUGACUGAUGCCUCUGCAAAAGAUUAUAGUAAUGUUGACCUUCAGCGUAGCGUCGAUUCAUUAAUUGAAGAGAAGAAGCCCAGAGUAUUUGUUCUUGCUACUGGACUUUGUGAAAGUAAAGAUAGCCCAGAAUUUGCAAUAUACAGACAUCUUGCAGAAAAGACUUCUGGGCAUGUGUUGCAAAUUGGAGUUGCUGAUAUUGGUAAAGUUUUUCGAUACCUGGAGAAAAUACUAAUCCGACCAGUUGACAGCACUCAGCAGUUAUUGUCUAAAAUAUAUGAUUUCAAAGGAACUCAUACAGAGCCCUUCACUAUUGAUAACCAUCUCACUUCAUUGAUGAUAUCAACUGAUGGCCCUGUUACCCACAUUGGACUUAUCAGUCCUGAAGCCACUGAAAUUCCAACAAAGAAAUUGCUGUCAGAAUCAUGGGGAAGUGUUUAUACAGCUGAUCGUCCAUUAAAAGGAGAGUGGUCCCUUAACAUUACUGCUGAAGGUCCACAUUCGGUAACACUUGAGGGAUUUAUAGGUGGAACUCAGUGCUCAGGAUGCCCUGCCAAUGCAGAAUGUAAAGCAGAUUGUAAGUAUGAUUGCAAAGAAGGAUUUGAUGACGAUGGGAUGGCCUGCACUGACAUAGAUGAGUGUAGCAAUGAAAAUCUCAAUAGCUGUAGAUUGGGCACUUGUGUUAACACAGUUGGUUCCUACAAAUGUCUUUGUCCUAGUGGUUAUGCAGAAGAUUUCCCUGGUGCUGGUUGUAAAGAUAUUGAUGAAUGCUCCCAGCCUGAAUUAAAUCAUUGCCACUUAGCAGCUGUUUGCACUAAUUCUGAAGGUAAUUACUCUUGCAGCUGUCAAUAUGGUUACACUGGAGAUGGUUAUCGCUGUGAGAAAAAUGAAUGCAUUCUCAGCGCUCCAUGCGAUGCAUACAAAGAAUGUAUUAAAGUGCCUGGCUCAUACAUCUGUUCUGACCCAUGUGAAAAUUACACUGUACUUAAUGAAUCCUGGAGAAGCAUUAAUGUACCAUAUGAUGCAUCUGAACCUGUUAAGUGUGACAAUAUGAAAAGAGGCUGGUAUCGAUUUGAAGGCCAUGGUGGACAACAAAUGCCAGAACACUGUAUUAAGGAAUACAACUGUGGAACUGUCGCACCAGUGUGGUUAAAUGGCUCGCAUCCCUCAAGCAAAGAGGAGAUAGCAAUUCGUAAAACAUGUGUAUCUCAGAAGCUGGACUGCUGUAGCUUUUCAAAUAAUAUAAAAGUGAAGGCCUGUACCAAUGGAUAUUAUGUUUAUAAACUAGAAGGAAUAGAAAGCUGUCCUCACUCCUACUGUACAGAUCCAAGAUUUUCCACAAAUCCAUGUGCAUCACUGUCUUGUGCUGAUGAUGAAGAAUGUAAAAAUUUAAAUGGUGUCUGGGGAUGCCACUGCAAAACUGACCACAGUUCAAGUUUAAAUACAGACACUGAUGGCCUGAAUCCAGUGGUGACAUGUAGCACUUCAACAAUCAAAGCGUCUUUGAAUAAAUGCCAGCUAGAGAAAAUGGGCUAUAAUACUUCAGCAGUUACACUGAUGGACCGAAAAUGUGCUGCUAUCAAGGAUGAAGGGGAAGGACAAAGUAUUUCAUUUAUCACGUUAACCCGCAAUGGUUACUGUGGAACAAGGCUAAUGAAAAAUGCAACACACGCUAUCUACCAAAAUGUAUUACAACUGUGGCCAAAAAGUACAGGUGCAAUCAACGCAAAGAAGGAGACCAAUGUCAGCUACAACUGUACAUAUUUUCUGGACAUGCAAACAAGUCUCGCUUUAGCAGAGAAUCCUGUAGUGAGUUCCAAUAACCUCACCGCAGGAAGCAGCUCGAUAUACAAAGGAAAGAUCGCACUAUACAGAGACUCAGCAUUUACAACACCAUAUGAAGGAACUGUCGCCAUUUUGAAUGAAUCCAUGUUGCACGUUGGGUUAAUGGUGGAAGAUGUAAAGGAAUCAGGACUUGUGCUGCUCGUGAAAGACUGUUAUGCAACCAUGACUCCAUCCGAUUCUGAUCUUGACAGAGUCUUUAUUAUUAAAGACGGAUGCCCAGCAGCCAAUGUCACAACAGCUGUCAUUAAUGGGAUACGGCUGCAAAGUCAGUUUUCAGUUCAGCACAUUGUUGUAAGCAACUUGGGACAAGUUUACCUGCACUGUGAAAUUAGCCUCUGCAUCAACAGUAGUGGAGAAUGUAUGCCUGACUGCCUGGGGUUUCGGUCCUCACAUAUGAAGCACACAAUCAAUGCUAAAAAAUUGACAGUUGGGCCCAUCUCUUCCAUAGGGUGGAAGGAAUCAUGUAUGGUGCAUUUAGUUUUACCACUGGUACUGCAUCAACUGUUAUAAUAGAAUUCGUGCACUUGAUAACUGUUGGAUUUUCAUUUGCAAGAGAUGCUUUGCAAUUUUUAAAAUGAUUAUAAAAGGAACCACAAUGACUCUACUCUGUAGCACAAGAAAAUUCUGAAUACUACGAGUUGCACUGUUGCUAAUGGCGGAGCUACAUUUAUAAAUCAAAAACCGGGACAGUGCAGAAAUUAACAUGGAGCGCAUUAAAGCCAUAAAGGAAAGAUAUCUGAAAGAUAUACAAAUAUGAACUGUAGCAGAUUAAGUGGAAAUAUCAAGAACUACAGAAAAAUAUGACAUACAUAUCGAAAUCCAUCAUUAAGAAUACUCUGCAAAACUUAUCUACCACUUCUGUUAAUGAGGUUAGCUUCAUAUUCUGAAUUUCUAAAGAGAAAUAAUUCUCCCUCCACCUGUCUUAAAAUUAAACCGUACUAAAGAAAUGAACCAGACAUGGUAGACCAAAACAAAGAAAAUCACUUCAAAAGUAUGGCAGAACAGAAUACAAUUGAUUGAAUGAGCCAAGUGUUCUAAAUAUCUUAAUCAUGACUUUGUCUCCUGCAGAAAUCUUUACAAUCUGCAAAAGAUUUUGGUUUUAACCUUAUGAAUUAUGUAACUGACUUUGACUUGUAUGUUAAUAUUUCUGAUUUGGUAGUUGAACUGCUAUUUAUGCUUUGAGAGGUACAUGCCAACUUAUUCAAUAUUACUAUUAAUUGGCACUGUAUUUUGAUUUAUAUGAUGCAUAUUUCAACACUGCACAGCAGUUUUAAGCAUUCAGUAUUACUAUUAAUUGACACUGUAUUCUGACUUAUACAAUGUAUAUUUCACCACUGCAUAGCAGUUUUAAGCAUUCAGUAUUACUAUUAAUUGAAACUAUAUUUUGUAUUACCGUGGUAAUCAUGGUAACUUCAUUUGGUUAUCACUUGCCAUUCUGCCUAACUGUUUCAUAUUACCCACUCACAGUUUCUUCUACUUCCUUUAUGACUUUUAUCAAAGAAAGCCUACAAUGUUUGCAAUGUCUUUGAUGCAUCUAAACAAUUAGCAGUACACCAAGAAUAACAUUUAUAGUGAAAGUAUUCCUCUACAGGUGAGGUACAACAUAACCACAGCUUUCAAUAACUGAUGAUUACAGCUUUGGAGCAAAACAUAAUAGGAAUUUCUUGGUUCUGUGGAACAAGUUUGCUUUAACUUCUUCUUAUACCGAUACUUGGUGCCAUACCUCUCAACCUCUUAGGGCAAGAAAUCUGAAUGAAUCCCAAAGUAAUGCGGGGACAAAUUGCCCAAAAAUAGGCACAGAUUUUAAAUAUUGCUCUUAGAAACUUAAAAAGUUGAUAGAAUAACAGGAUUUGUGUUAACUGUGCAUUUUCUGAAGGAUAUGAAGUCUGAAAUUCAAAUGUAUGUCAUCAUUUAAUGAUGUCAAUCCUGAGUGAUUUGCCAGAAAAAACUCAAAUUUUAUGUGGAACAGACCAAAAAUAUGAAGCAAAAAUCUUGGUAGUUGAGCGAUAUGCUUGGGACCAUGAAGUAAGGUGUGCUGAUAUAAUGUUGUAGAAGCUGUUGUUUACCAAACCCACAACAACUCUCCCCAUUGUAGCCAUCCUGCCACUACACUCUCACAUUUUAGCAGCCAGACCACCGUACUUCUUUCUCUCCAGUCUUCCCUCAGUACGUCUUGCUAUUGCUACUCUCUCUCUCGUAUGUGCAUACAAACUACCGCUGACUUUAUUACUUCCCCUUCAGUAUAAUAACUCAGUACAUAUUAUCAGCACUCCUUACAGGCAAAGCCUUUUACUCCAUCUUGUCUCUACGUCGCUUUCUCCUAUUAAGUGUUUUGUUUUUGCUUACUAUUCCUCUUCUUGCUCUUCGUAUUUAUUUAUAUAUUUUCUUCUGCCACUUGCUGCUCUCGACGUUCUGUUGAAGGCUCACAACUCUGCACAUGUGCAGGCAGAUUGGCUCCAUGCUAGCUUGAGUUCAGUAUCCACUUCCCUCCUGUUAACCAUGACUCCAUCACCAAACUUCAAAAUAUAAAGGCAAGAAACAUCUUUCAAAUGAAUAUUGGAAGCUUGAGCAAUAAUCUCCAACACCUACAAGUCUGGUUUCAAUACAACCAGACGUACUUGCCAUGUGUGAAUACUGGCGGACCUUCACUAUCCCAAGCUUUGUACUCAUACUUAACUUUGAUAUUUUCAGAAAAGAUCAUACUAUAGGGAGGGCUGGUACAGUCUUCAUAUUAGUUAAAAACAUCCUUGCCAAACUACGCAUGACCAAACCACAUUUCCCUUGAAGGGGCGGGGUCAAUCAUUUUCUGCAUGACUAAAAUAAAAACCUUAAUAUAGGCUGCCUCUACCUUCAUCAGAAGUCAGUAACUAAGAUAUAACCAUCUAUUCUACAAUAAUUUCAACAUUCUUUUGUUCCCACAAGCUAGCUUGAGUAUAUCAUAUUAUCCAUAUAUUUUUCUCAGUUUAUUAACAGCCCAACUAGAACACAACCCAGAACAGGCUCCAAGUUGCUAUACACUGGAUACUCACAAAACACCCCAACAACUACCUUAAAGUGGCAUUGUACCCAAUAAUCUCAGUCAACACAGUAAACAAAGCUCCCCACACCACUGGAAGCACCAUCAUGAUGAGGAACUGGAGCAAAGUAGCUUCUGAAAUUGUCCAGUUUAUUUAUUUAUUUUAUUUUACAUUUGUUUACUUGGAAAGUCCUACUGGGCAAGAUGCCAUUUUCAGUGGAGGCCCGGGGAGAAAAUCUCAACUAUAAUACAACUAAAAACACUUAUAGCAAUAGUUGUUAACUAACAGUAGUAGUUAUUAACUGACAACAGAGAAAUAAGUCUUGAUCAGGGGUAAGGAAAAACAAUUUGCAGUCAUAGGGAAAUUUACAUAGUGGAGCAAAAUACAGAGAAUAUGUCAACGUCAAAAAGUCUGUACUAAAUACAGAGUUUUAUUAGUGAAAAAAAUAACAUUGUUACUUUUCCAAGAAAAGACACAUUUUACUAAACAGUCCAUUUGGAAGUACUUCAGACAUGAGUAAAGCAGAAAAUACCUGGGCUAGUAUAGGAGGGAGAGGGAAACAGAAGUGGAAAAAACAGUAAAGUAGAAAUACAAGGGCUACGAAAGAGGGAGACAGAAAAGGAAAAACAGACAAAGAAGGCAUUGAGUGGAUUAGGAGAGGAGGGGGAUAGUGUGGAAGAAGACGGUGUAGAAAGAUCAAGUAUUGAGGGCUCGUCCUGGUGUAGUGCAGGAGCAUAGCCAGUUGUUUGUUAAGUGUUCCCUAAGAAGUAACUUGAAAUUGGAAGUAUUGGAGGUGUUUCAAAUGUGUUGAGAAACAGAAUUCCAGUUUUUUUGAUAUCUGGUUAGAGAACAGAGAGUCCCCAAAGCCAUUGUUAAUCUUAAUGACUUUUAGGAUGAGUUUGUAACAAGAUCUCAGUGUUCUGGAGUUAUUGUAUUCCUGAAUUAGAUUGUUGAGUGCAGGGCAGUUGUUAGUUUGUGGCGUAUGACAUGGGCAAUAGUGAGUUGUCUCAGGGAUAGUAGAUUAGUUAGUUUGAUCCAGUUUAGUUCACGAAUGGUAGAGCAGUGAUGAGAUAUGUAUGUCUGCUCAUAGCAAAUUAAGCUAUUUGAUUGUAACAUGACAGUAAUUUGUUUACUUCAGAUUUUCAGAAGUUAGUUAAGAUCGGGGAGGUGUAAAGAAAGGUGGAGAGGAUGUUGCUUCUGGCUAUGGAGAUUUGGGUGUUGCAAGUAAGGUAAGGCUUAGUUUUAUAGUGUUCCAAGCUUUAUAUGCACCUUUUUGAUGGAUAGUGCUAUGGGUUUAUCAAAUUUUAGGCUAUCUAUUGUUACUGCAAGGAGUUUAGUGUGAUCUACAGGUUCAAUUUUGGUUUUGUUGGAGGAGCAUAUGGUGAAAGGGGUGAGGAGGUGAUGUGUUUUGAUAUUGGAGAAUAGCAUUAGUUUUGUUUUUUAGGGUUGAGUAUCAGAUGGUAAUCUAAGACAGAGUUUUCUAUUUUUGUGAGAGAUGUUUGGAUUCAUUCUAGUAGUUGUGGUAUGGAUGGAGCUGAGCAAAUAUAGGUAGAAUCUGCAUAUUGUACAACUGUGGUAAGAUGGGUGGCUGUCAAAGUUUGUUUGUAAAUAUGGUGAAAAGUAGAGGGCCAAUGAAUGAGCCUUGUGAUACUCCAGCUGUGACUGCUAGUUGGGUAGAAAAUUCAUUUUGCCACUUGAUUGCUUGUUAAGUAGGUAAGAAACCAAGAAAGAGCUGGGAGAGGUUUAGUGAUGAUAGUUCUUUGAGUAGUACUGUAUCAAAUGUCUUAGACAUAUCAAGAAAGAUGGAGGAUAUGUGAUGACUCUUACUUCUGAGUUCAUUGAUUGUGCUGGUAAAACUUAUUAAAGCAGUUCUGGUGCUAUACUUGGCUCUAAAGCAUUGUUGGUAUUGGAAAGCAAUUUAUUGCUUUCUAAGUAGUCAAUAAAUUGUGCAUGUACACAUUUUUCAAGAAUGUUCGUAAGAGGUGAGAGUAUUGCUAUUGGUUGGUAAUUUGAGAAAUCAGUAGAAAUAAGUGCCAUCAAGUGAUCACUUUUAAAUCAUAUCAAUAAACUUGGCCAUGCUGUUCAACAUUUCAGUAUUACUGUGCAAACUACAUAGACAAUUGUGUACCUAUUAGGAGGCAUAAGAAAAAUACAUCACUCAGGUUAUUAGACACCACCACAAGAAAACUAAUGAAGGCCAUAUAACUGGACAUUAUACAAAAAGUUUGGAAACAUCCAAUAUUUGUUACAUUAUAAAUAACAUAUAAAUAAGUGCCAAAAACUACUGUGACUUUCCAAAGAAAAAUACUUCCUGUAACUCCAUAAUAAUAACAGAAACAACCCUUCAGCCUUCUAGAGCACUCCUAUUAAACUGAUGUUCAACUACAAAAAAAUUGACACUAACCCACUUCAGUUAGCACACUAUAAAGGUACCGUAGCUGCUUUUGCAAACCAUUAUUGACAGAUACUCAUCAUGUGUUAGUACCUAACUCGACAUCUGCCAAAUUCACAUUUAAGUUUAUUACCUUUGGAUACUCAAGAAGACUACUGCAUAAAAUAAAACCAUGUGGAUUACCUUUCAUGGACAACCUCCCUCCAACAUUCCUAAAAAUGUUUCACCCACCAAAUAGUAUGAACAGUAACACAGCUUAUCAACAGAAGCCAAAAAGAAGAGUCUCACUACAAAAAACAGUGAAAAAUCUAAGUCCAAAAACUACAGACCAAUAUUCAUCCUAAGCUUCAAUAUUCUUGAAAAGGUUAUGACCAUUCAACUAAUUAUCUUCCUUCACCAAUAUUGAAAUCAUUGAGUCACAACAUAGUUUCUGCAAAGAUCAUAGCACAAAAACAAUACUUGCUGACAUGCUAAACUUCACUGAAACUGAAGCUGACAUGGACAGAAUUGCCACUUCAUUUUCACAGAUUUCUCCAAAUCUUUUUUAUACAAUCAAAACCUUUUAUGUUACAGACUUUUAAAACUAAGAUUCUCUAAUAUGGUAAAUUUGUUUAAUUUCUAACUUGCAGGACGGAGAGCAUACCAUAAUAUGGAAUAACUAUAGUUCCCACUAAUUCAUUUCUAAUAUUGGUGUCCCACAGAGAUCGCUUCUUGAAUCACUACUGUUUUUAAUCUUUAUCAGGGGUAUGUAUCUAUAAAUUAACAUCCUUAAACUGGUUCAACGCACUGACAAUUUCACAAUUUUAUGUAGUGAACUUAAUAUUAAUACCACUGUUUACCAUAUGCAGUCCUCUAUCAACACUACUUACCCAGUGAAAUUACUCAAAAUCAUUGACCACACUGUUUCUAACUUUGUCAUCUUCUUCCAAUAUACAUAUUGAGAUGUAACUAUCAAUAAAAUAUUUUCAUUUUUGGAACAUAGCAACACUGUAUAGUUCAUGAAAUACACAAAAUUCCAGGCUGCCUCUUCUAAAUCAACACUAUUGGCUACAUCAGAGAUUACCUUAGCUGACUUACUAUUCAUACACAAAAUACUUUUGGCUUCUUGGCAGUAAUAAUUUCAAAUUCACUUACUAUAACAUGAUUGCAUUUACAGCACAACUCAUAGCAGAUAAUCACAUCUGCAAUAUUUUCAACAAGCUUUUUUUCAGUGACCUUCUCAAGCAAAUUAAACUUCAAUCUUUGUAUUUUUUGCUUAUACAAUACUAUACAACAACACAUGCCCAACUCUUAACUUCUUUCCUAAAUGAUAAAAGACAAACAGAACUCAUCAGUCCUCUGACGAAGAUCAACAUGUGCUCAAAACCUCCUUCAUAAUCAGCAACAAAGCCCCUUCUACCUUAGUGCUGGAACUCGAUACCUGACAAAGCCCCUUCUACCUUAGUGCUGGAAAUUGAUACCUGACAAAGCCCCUUCUACCUUAGUGCUGGAACUCGUUACCUGACAAAGCCCCUUCUACCUUACUGCUGGAACUCGGUACCUGAAAGUGAGAAUAAUCUCAGAUUGCACAGUAAGAAGAUGCUCAGGGAGCACAUCUGUAAUCCUGCUAAACCCAUGAAGUGGGGUAUUACUGGAUUUAAAGCACUGCCCUGUUAAUUCUCACCUACUACCUUACUGCAUCCUAACUGCACUAUCAAGAUUACUAACCUUACUAAUACUUUCCCUACCUUUCACUACACAUUUUUCAUGAUUUAAUUAACCUAAUAUUUCCAUUACCCUUUUUCCAUUUUCCCUCACUACUUUGUCUUUUUCCUGGCAGGAGGUUAUGAGUUCUCAUUUUUGCUUAAAUCUUUCAUUGAAUGUAUGCAUAUGUGUUGUAUUUUGAAAUUGUGUUGACUGAAUUUUUAUAUUUUUAUAUGUUUAAUGUAUUCGCCAACUGUAACACUUGAAAAAUGCACACAAACUGAUGGAAAGACAAACAGGAACCAGGAUACAAUCCACCACAAGUUUAUUUAGUGCUUUCGUUUCAGUAAAUAAGAAACUUUUUCUGAAGAAGUUUCUCAUUUACUGAAACAAAAGCACUAAAUAAACUUGUGGUGGAUUGUAUCCUGGUUCCUGUUUGUCUUUUCAUCAUGUUUGAUGUCUUGUAGUCUCUCAUGUGCCAAUGCACUAAGUCUCUACUUCUCUAUACCAUUUAUGAUAUUUCAGUUUGUUUAAAUUCUUUUGUACCUUGCUGCUUUUGGGUUCCCUCUGAAAAUGGGCUUUAGCCUAGCUACGCUAAUCUAAGUAAAAUGUAAAUAAAUUAAUAAAUAUCAAAAAUCA
Protopterus annectens (West African lungfish) is the source of this 10164-nucleotide messenger RNA. Its product is annotated as uromodulin-like. Bases 133 to 2943 code for a protein of 936 amino acids. The record is from RefSeq and is a predicted model, not a curated record. Gene Ontology annotation, molecular function: calcium ion binding. The transcript is spliced from 16 exons. Gene Ontology annotation, biological process: neutrophil migration. Gene Ontology annotation, cellular component: cell surface; apical plasma membrane. NCBI's taxonomy places the organism in Eukaryota, Metazoa, Chordata, Ceratodontiformes, Protopteridae.